Rhinolophus ferrumequinum (greater horseshoe bat) is the source of this 1258-nucleotide messenger RNA. RefSeq names its product 40S ribosomal protein S4, X isoform-like. Bases 230 to 1021 code for a protein of 263 amino acids. Lineage: Eukaryota; Metazoa; Chordata; Mammalia; Chiroptera; Rhinolophidae. Gene Ontology annotation, molecular function: structural constituent of ribosome; RNA binding. Gene Ontology annotation, biological process: translation. The record is from RefSeq and is a predicted model, not a curated record. Gene Ontology annotation, cellular component: cytosolic small ribosomal subunit; ribosome. The transcript has 2 exons.
GAUGCAGCGCGUGUCGCAAAUCUGCCGCGCCGAUCUGCGUCUGCGCGAGGUGCGGACGCUGGCGUCUGGCCUACGCGUGAGUCGCCUGCGCUGUGCCGGUCGGCGGAGUCCCUUCUGGGCGGUUUGCGGUGUGCCUCUUGGGUGGGCCUGUCCGGAAAACAGUCGUCACCGCCGGCUCUCGGUGGCGCGGAGUGAGUCCCUCGAGUUGUGAUCGAAGAGCAGUGCAGCCAUGGCUCGUGGUCCUAAGAAGCAUCUGAAGCGUGUAGCAGCUCCAAAGCAUUGGAUGCUGGAUAAACUGACCGGUGUGUUUGCUCCUCAUCCAUCUACCGGUCCCCACAAGCUGAAGGAAUGUCUUCCUCUCAUCAUCUUCCUAAGGAACAGACUGAAGUAUGCCCUGACAGGAGAUGAAGUCAAGAAGAUCUGCAUGCAGCGGUUCAUUAAGAUUGAUGGCAAGGUCCGAACUGAUGUCACCUACCCAGCUGGUUUGAUGGAUGUCAUCAGUAUUGGCAAGACUGGAGAGAAUUUCCGUCUGAUCUAUGACACCAAGGGUCGCUUUGCUGUUCAUCGCAUUACACCCGAGGAGGCCAAGUACAAGUUGUGCAAAGUGAGAAAGAUCUUUGUGGGCACAAAAGGAAUCCCGCAUCUGGUCACCCAUGAUGCUCACACCAUCCGCUACCCUGACCCUCUCAUCAAGGUGAAUGACACCAUUCAGAUUGAUUUGGAGACUGGCAAAAUUACUGAUUUCAUCAAGUUUGACACUGGUAACCUGUGCAUGGUGACCGGAGGUGCCAACCUGGGAAGAAUUGGUCUGAUCACCAACAGAGAGAAACACCCUGGUUCUUUUGAUGUGGUUCAUGUAAAAGAUGCCAGUGGCAACAGCUUUGCUACCCGGCUCUCCAACAUUUUUGUUAUUGGCAAAGGCAACAAACCAUGGAUUUCUCUUCCCCGUGGAAAGGGUAUCCGCCUCACCAUUGCUGAAGAGAGAGACAAGAGACUUGCAGCGAAACAGAGCAGUGGGUGAAAUGAUUUCUAGGUGUCAUGAUUGGAAGAGUCUUUGUCCCUAAUUAAAGAUAAUAUAGCAUGAUUAAAAAACAACAACAACAACAAAAACACUUCUCUAUAACACAGGACUUAGGCUAAUGUUAGAAAAAGAGCCCUUCAGAAACACUUCCAAACCAUCAUGAGAGGGCAGGCAGUUCUACUCCAUUCAAAAUAAUGGAUUUAUGUAAAUUGGUUAACAUCACUGUAUUUCAAGGUC